AUGACUCACGCUAUUCAACAUCUCAUUAAUAAUUUCUUGUCUGUUCCAAGGAAUUUCAGAAAUAUCCAAGGAAAUUCCUUUGGAUUCACUCCCUUCGAUACCAAUCAAUUAAGACAAGCUCAAAUUUUAAGUGAUAACUAUUUUCGUAUAUCUAGAGAAAAUGCUUCUGAUGACCCAAUUGCAAAAGUAAUGGAACAAGCCCAACAAGAUGCUCAACAAUAUGAUCCCGAAUUGGUUCGUUACGCUCUUAUGGUUUGGAUCGUCCAUGAUCCUGAGGCUCGUAGAAGAAAGCUUAAAAUUCCUCCAUUAGGUCAACGUGCUCCUCAUAUUACUGUACCUAAAUUAGUAAAUGCCACUCCUGCUUCUGGUACUCCUGCUUCUGGUACGCCUGCUUCUGGUACGCCUGCUUCUGGUACUCCUGCUAAUCCAGAACCUACAACAACAGAUCCUCCCUUGACCAAUCUAGAUUGGUGGAGAGAAGAUCCACAAUUAAAUGAACAUCAUGAACAUUGGCAUAUUGUGUUCCCUGCAUUUCCCGCUAAUGGUGUAAGCAAGGAUCGUGAAGGCGAAAACUUUGCUUUUAUGCACAGGCAAAUGUUGGCUAGAUACGAUGCUGAACGCAUUGCUGUCGGUCUUCAACCUGUUAAACCAUUAUCCGACUUUUCGGAACGUAUCCCUGAAUCAUAUAACCCAGAUAAUGAUUUAGUAUAUGAUGCUGAUAAUGAUGCAAGCACUCCUAAUGCACAUUUCACUCCUCGUUCCGUUGGAAAACAACUUACUGAUUUAGCUGGUAAUGGUCCAAAGAUUUCUACCUUAAUGAAUUUUAGACAACAAUUACUCAAUGGUAUUGGUAAAACCUAUGGUCAAGAUGACAAAUCUGCAAAUAAAUUUGGAAACGAUCUUGAAACAACAUUACACAAUACUGGACACGUCUUGUUAACCGCAGCUCGUGACCCCGUAUUUUGGAGAUGGCAUCGUCAUAUUGACGAAGUCUACUCUAGAUGGCAAAAUCAACAAGCUCCUUACAAUUUCUCUGAUGCUCCACCUGUUGUUAUCAAAAGUACUGAUAUCAUUUUAGCUUGGAAAGAUAAAUUACUUGAUACUGAUAAAAAUGGAAGUGCUGAUGGUUGGUUAAGCUAUGCUAAACAAACAUUUGGUGGUUCGAAUUUUGAUGCUGAUGUUUCGAGUAACCCUGUUGUCACCAAUGAGCUCCAAACUAAGAUGAAAUCAAGGCAAUUUGUUUGGACUGAAGAUGAUAAUAGUUCUCAAGUUAUUAAUUAUUUAUAUCCACGUGAAUAUCUCUAUUUCUUCAGAGUUCAGAACACGUCAAAUCAGAAUGUUGAUAUUACUAUACGUGUUUUCCUUGCACCUGAAGAACUUGUUAACUCUCGUGUUCACUGGAUUGAACUUGACAAGAUUAAACAAACAUUAAAACCAAACGAAAAAGCUGUAUUUUCUCAAAAUUGUGAUGAAUCUGUAGUCAUUCGAAAACCUGCUCAAAAAACUUCUGAUGAAAUGGACAAAACUGCUAUAACAAUCACUAAACGAGAGGAAACAGGUGGUUUAUCUGGUGAUAAAGAAGCUGAAGCAUUCUUUUGUGAUUGUGGAUGGCCAUUCAACCUUUUAUUGCCACGUGGUACUAAGCAAGGGUUUAAAUAUAAACUAUUUGUUAUGAUUACCGAUGGUGCUAAAGAUACUGUAAAACCAAAACAUUCAAAUGUUGCUCCUAGAAAAUGUGGAAGUUUAAGUUUCUGUGGUGCUCAACAAUGGGAUGAAUUAUACCCUGAUGCUCGUAGAAUGGUUCGUGAUGUUACUAUCAAAUUGGUUGAUAACUUCCCUGAUGUUUAA
Cetraspora pellucida is the source of this 1848-nucleotide messenger RNA. The record is from the annotation of a GenBank genome assembly. NCBI's taxonomy places the organism in Eukaryota, Fungi, Glomeromycota, Glomeromycetes, Diversisporales, Gigasporaceae.